CCGGCGCGGCGGCGGUCCCAGCUGCAGCGCGCCGCCUGGGUGGCUGGGCGGCCCAUGGGCAGCAGCGAGGGCCACGAUGACAGAUUACGGCGAGGAGCAGCGCAACGAGCUGGAGGCCCUGGAGUCCAUCUACCCCGACUCCUUCACAGUAUUAUCAGAAAAUCCACCCAGUUUCACCAUUACUGUGACAUCUGAGGCUGGAGAAAAUGAUGAAACUGUCCAGACUACCCUCAAGUUUACAUACAGUGAAAAAUACCCAGAUGAAGCCCCUCUUUAUGAAAUAUUCUCCCAGGAAAAUCUAGAAGAUAAUGAUGUUUCAGAUAUUUUAAAACUAUUAGCGUUACAGGCAGAAGAAAACCUUGGUAUGGUAAUGAUCUUUACUUUAGUGACAGCUGUGCAAGAAAAAUUAAAUGAAAUAGUAGAUCAAAUAAAAACUAGAAGAGAAGAAGAAAAGAAACAAAAAGAGAAAGAGGCAGAAGAAGCUGAAAAGCAAUUAUUUCAUGGCACUCCUGUCACAAUUGAGAAUUUCUUAAGUUGGAAGGCCAAAUUUGAUGCAGAACUCUUGGAAAUUAAAAAGAAACGAAUGAAAGAAGAAGAACAAGCAGGAAAAAAUAAAUUAAGUGGGAAACAGCUAUUUGAAACAGAUCAUAAUCUUGACACAUCUGAUAUCCAGUUUUUGGAAGAUGCUGGAAACAAUGUGGAGGUAGAUGAAUCCCUAUUCCAGGAAAUGGAUGACUUGGAGCUAGAGGAUGAUGAGGAUGAUCCAGACUAUAAUCCUGCUGACCCAGAGAGUGAUCUGACUGACUAAUGGACUAUCCCCAUCUACAGAGAGGUGUGACUGCCACAGCAUCUGUGGCUGUGUGGAGGUGUUGAUUUUCCUUUCUUUUUUUCUAAGAAAAAAUAAUUUUCAGGAGAAUAUUCUUCUGAUAGCUUUCAUCAUUGAACUUAAUAAACUGACCUUAAAGUUUCAAA
Canis lupus familiaris (dog) is the source of this 972-nucleotide messenger RNA. Its product is annotated as RWD domain-containing protein 1. Bases 77 to 808 code for a protein of 243 amino acids. Gene Ontology annotation, molecular function: protein binding. Gene Ontology annotation, biological process: cytoplasmic translation. The record is from RefSeq and is a predicted model, not a curated record. The transcript has a single exon. Lineage: Eukaryota; Metazoa; Chordata; Mammalia; Carnivora; Canidae.